Molecule: messenger RNA, 438 nt
Organism: Candidula unifasciata
Lineage: Eukaryota; Metazoa; Mollusca; Gastropoda; Stylommatophora; Geomitridae
Source: the annotation of a GenBank genome assembly
AUGUUGUAUGUCACCGGGGUGUGUACACAAGGCAGCACUGGGUGUCAGCACAAGACAGCACGGUGUGUAAGCACAAGACAUAACGGGGUGUCAGCACAAGACAGCACGGGGUGUCAGCACAAGACAGCACAGUGUGUCAGCACAAGACAGCACGGGGUGUCAGCACAAGACAGCACAGUGUGUCAGCACAAGACAGCACGGGGUGUCAGCACAAGACAGCACGGAGUGUCAGCACAAGACAGCACGGAGUGUCAGCACAAGGCAGCACGGGGUGUCAGCACAAGACAGCACGGGGUGUCAGCACAAGACAGCACAGUGUGUCAGCACAAGACAGCACGGGGUGUCAGCACAAGACAGCACGGAGUGUCAGCACAAGGCAGCACGGAGUGUCAGCACAAGACAGCACGGGGUGUCAGCACAAGACAGCACGAAGUGUGA